Messenger RNA from Drosophila serrata, 699 nucleotides. RefSeq names its product TweedleO (gene TwdlO). The record is from RefSeq and is a predicted model, not a curated record. Gene Ontology annotation, molecular function: structural constituent of chitin-based larval cuticle. Gene Ontology annotation, biological process: chitin-based cuticle development. NCBI's taxonomy places the organism in Eukaryota, Metazoa, Arthropoda, Insecta, Diptera, Drosophilidae. Gene Ontology annotation, cellular component: chitin-based extracellular matrix.
AUGCGUUUCCUCAUCGCUUUCUGCCUGAUUGGUGCCGCCUGCGCCCAGUACAACUAUGGAGCCGGAGUUGGUGCCGCCUCCGACAAUGUUCCCAGCUUCGCUGGUGGCGUCGGUGGAGGAGCCGGUGACUACGACGCAGCUGGCAGCAGCCCAGGAAGCAGCUACACGCCCUCCGCCGAGCUGAACAAGGAGUUCUACACCUUCGAGGCUGAUGAGAGCCAGUUCGAUGAUCCUCUGGCCGACCAGAAGAUCGCCGGUUCUGUUAGCAAGGGUCUGCGCGUUGUCUUCAUCAAGGGACCCGAGAACCGUGGCCUGGAGAACGCCGCCCUGGCUCUGGCCAAGCAGGCUGCCGAGCAGAAGACCGCCAUCUAUGUCCUGAACAAGCAGACCGACAUCGGAGAUCUUGCCCAGAAGUUCAACGCCGCCCGCCAGAACUCCAACCAGCGCCCUGAGGUGCACUUCGUCAAGUACCGUACUCCCGAGGACGCUGCCAAUGCCCAGCGUGCCAUCCAGUCGCAGUACGACAACCUGGGCGGCUCCAGCCAGAACAUCCACGGAGGUGUGGCCAACGCCAUCAACUUCGCUUCCGCUGCCCCGGCGGCACCCGCCCGUUACGGUCCCAACUACUCGGCGCCCGCUGCUGCCACCAGCAACGCGUACCUGCCCGCAAACAUCCUGCGCCGUCUGCGCAUCCGCUAA